Vigna unguiculata (cowpea) is the source of this 1787-nucleotide messenger RNA. RefSeq names its product Octicosapeptide/Phox/Bem1p family protein. Gene Ontology annotation, molecular function: protein binding. The record is from RefSeq and is a predicted model, not a curated record. Lineage: Eukaryota; Viridiplantae; Streptophyta; Magnoliopsida; Fabales; Fabaceae.
AAGCCCUCAGCCUCCAACGACGGAGGAGCGGAAAACAUUCAGACUUUCUUCCUCGGUUCUCCCUUUCUAGAAUCUUCCAAAUUCAAACUUCCUUUUCUUACAACUUUACUAAUAACUCACUCAGUAGCAAGAACGAGUCAUGGAAUCCAAACCCGAUCAAAAUAUCAAGCUCCUCUGUAGUUACGGCGGCAAAAUUCGCCCACGCACCACCGACGGCGAACUGCGUUACGUCGGAGGCCACACCAGAGUACUCACCGUCAACCGUUCGAUCUCCUUUUCAGAAUUGAUGGUCAAACUUACUGAAUUUUGCGGUUCGUCCGUAAUCUUGAAGUGUCAAUUACCCAAGGAAAACUUGGAGACCCUGAUUUCCAUCACCAACGACGAAGAUCUCGCUAACAUAAUCGAAGAAUACGAUCGUGCCUCGUUGAAACUGGUGCAUCCAAUGAAGAUCAGAGCCGUUCUCUUGCCGCCGAGGUCGGUGAAGAAGGUUUCGUCCACUUCGACGUUGUCCUCGGCAUCGUCCAGCGCUAGUCCCUCUCCGUCCAGAUCGCCUCACACUUCCGCCGAAUCCCUGCCAUACGCGGCGGCGUACCGCCACGGAUGCAAUCACCGGACUCCGCUGUUGCCGGCUGCGUACGCUAUCGGCGUGCGUAACGGCUCUGCGAAGGCCUGUUGCUACACGCAGUUCGGUGGAAAUCAUAGAUUUUGGCGUCGUGGACCUCACCGCUAUAAUUACUGCCACUGAGGGCAGCCGAUAUAUUCAUAUAGUAAAUACAGUCGCAGAAGAAUCGCGAAUACGAAACGGAUUCCCAUACAUGAUAUCAUGAUGACGAAAAUAUCAAAAGCACCAAAAAAACGAAAAGAAAAAAAAAUGAGAGAGGGUUGUGAAAUACAAUUAUUUUUUUUUUCAAUUUUGAAAAAAAAAAAUAGAUAUCGAUGAAUUGAGGUUCAAGUUUUUCCAAUUAAGCCUAAAUUUAUUUUUCGAAUGUUAAUACCUUUUCGGGACUCUGUUUUUUCAACGGUUAGGGUUCCGUUAACCACCGUCUGACACGAGACCACGAUUCCUCUGAGGCGUUACACGUGUUGCUUUUGGCAGUUUCGAGUGUUAACUGUGGCCACACGCGUUCAAUUUUGUACGACACGAUUAUUUAAGUGGGUCGAUAAACGACGGAGACAUUGUAGCGGGACAUGUGGGGAUUGUGGAAAAUGACAAAACCUUGAACCUUCUUGAAAUUGGGGUUUCAGGGUAUUACGAAAGAAAAGAAAUGCCAUAAUAUUAUUUGGUAAAGUUAUCGUAUAAAGAAAGGUUGAAUUAUAAAUAGAAUAAAAUAUAAUGAAAGGUAUAAAAAUUGCAAUAAUAAUAUUGUGAACAAAACCGGAAGAUAGGGUCUGGUGGAGCAAGUCGGCAAGUUGGUUAGCUGAAAAUGACACGAAUGAGGCAUAUUUCUGGUAGUCUUUUGAUGGGUUCAAUUCAACAGCUCUCAACUUUAUCCGAUGAUUGGACGCGGUUCAGGAAUAUAUAGAAAAAUAAGAUUAAAGUAAGAAUCUGCCCCACCAUUGCUGGAAAAGAUGAAAAUUCAAUAAAACAAUAUACAUGGAGAAAGAGAAGGCCAUGGCCCAAAUAAUCCAUUAGGGGUGACCAUUGAAUUCGGGCACACAAAAGUUUGGUCGAGCUGAGGAAUAACUCAAAACAUGAGAAGUGCUGCGCAGGUGUCGUUAAACUUGAACGUCAAACAAAAGUAUCUAUAAUAUUUUAAACAAAAUUGGAUUAAUUUGUUUAUAUAAAA